This is a messenger RNA of Cladophialophora immunda, 2624 nucleotides long. RefSeq lists its product as uncharacterized. The record is from RefSeq and is a predicted model, not a curated record. Lineage: Eukaryota; Fungi; Ascomycota; Eurotiomycetes; Chaetothyriales; Herpotrichiellaceae. Gene Ontology annotation, biological process: maturation of SSU-rRNA; protein phosphorylation. Gene Ontology annotation, cellular component: nucleus; cytosol; preribosome, small subunit precursor. The transcript has a single exon. Gene Ontology annotation, molecular function: ATP binding; protein serine/threonine kinase activity. The coding region runs from base 108 to 1259 and encodes 383 amino acids.
ACCCGCUGAAUUUUGUUCGUGACCUCUAACACAGCGCAGACCAGACCAGACCAGACCUCCUUCACCAUUCCAGUUAUGGCAAUUAGACAUCCAACCCUCAAGAAAUCAUGAAGCUAGACACCAAGUCCCUCCGAUACCUCAACCCUACCGACUGGCGCACCCUCACAGCCGUUGAGACGGGAAGCCGAAAUCACGAAGUCGUCCCAACCCCACUUAUCGCCAACCUCUCUAAAUCUAGUCUGGGUGACGUGCAACGAAGCAUCUCCUUGCUUGCCAAAGCCAAUCUGAUUGCCAAGGUCAAAAACGCGAAAUACGACGGUUACCGACUGACAUACGGUGGGCUCGACUAUCUGGCGCUUCAUUCCUUGCAAAAGAGCAACACUGUGUAUGGUGUGGGCAACCAGAUUGGGGUUGGCAAAGAGAGCGACAUAUUUGUUGUCAGCGAUGAGAAGGGAGAACAGCGGGUACUGAAAAUCCAUCGUCUGGGUAGAGUGAGCUUCAAGAAAGGGGUGCGGAACAAACGGGACUAUGCCAGAACGAAGGCUCAGAAAGAGAGAGGUGCUGGCAGUUGGAUGUAUAUGUCACGCCUAGCGGCCGUCAAAGAGUUUGCCUUUCUGCAAGCCCUGCACAACGCGGGUCUGAGUGUCCCAACUCCACUCGGCCAGAAUCGACACCAGCUGAUCAUGUCAUUGAUUGACGGGUUUCCAUUGCGACAGAUCGAAAAGGUUCCAGACCCAGCAGGACUGUACGCGGAACUGAUCGAAAUGAUAGUGCGCCUGUGCUCUCUCGGGCUGAUACAUGGCGAUUUCAACGAGUUCAACAUCCUAAUAAAAGAAGAGGAGCAAGGGGACGAGAUCAAGCUUGUGCCAGUCUUGAUAGACUUUCCUCAGAUGGUCAGUGUGGAUCAUCCAAACGCGGAGUUCUAUUUCGACAGGGACGUGGAAUGCUUGAAGCGUUUCUUUGCAAGACGGUUUGGAUUUAUCAGCACGGAUAACGGCCCACUCUUCAAGGAUGCGAGGCAGUUGGUCGGCAAGGAUGGGCUCAGACGGCUUGAUGUUGAAGUCGAAGCUUCCGGGUUCUCGCGGAAAAUGGCCAGAGAGCUUGAAGCCUACAUGAAAGAGCACGGCGUGGACGGUGACGCCAAAGGAGAAGGGGCGAACGAGGUUGAUCCAAGCGGUUCCGAGGACGAAGAGCACGAUAGUGACCAAGGCGAAGAUAGCGAUAACCCCGCUGACAACGGUGCCUCCGACACAACCUGAUAGUGAAAGGAUUCACGCUAUUGAAGAUCAUGCGCGACGAUACAAGGUGCCCCGCGUUGGUUCCAGGAUCAAGUUCUACUACGAGAACCUAAGGUGCAAGGAGCACGGAGCACUCAAGCUAGGGUCGAAGACCAGGGCAACGAGAUGAUCUGCUGGGGUAUCUGCCAUCCCCGUUCCGUCCCGCUUAGCCAACCUCUUUGAGAAGAGGCACGAUCUUUGGUGCAUGCACAGAGACUAUCGGAGCGUGCUGCUCAAGCCUCGAAACUGCGACGAAAGUGAAACAUCACUCGCAAGCGAAGUCGCUCACAUCCUGAACCCCGCAUCUUAUCACCACCUAGGUCGUCAACAACAACAACAACACCCCCCAAGCAAUAGAGCCAUUUCUAAGGUUCGUGACAAAGAGCAUCCCUGCUGCAUCAUUAUCGAUCCGCUCCCUUGAUGGCUGUCGCUGUAUCGAAUCACAAACCACCAUGGUCGAGUGUCCGCGACUUCUCCAAACUCUAUCCUGCCUCAACUCAACUCGUAAGUGUUGAAGUCGGACUUCUCCACGUGCGAGACCACUUGUCUCACUUGAAUUUACUACUGCAGAGAAGUUGACAUCUGCUAGUGUAGAUGAACCAGGAGACUUUUGCGGAGCCAAAAAGUCAGCUAUCGUGCCAGACCUAUCGUGCCACUGUUGCUCGCCAUGGGCAACUGCAGGAAGCCUUUGUUGCUUUGGAUACUAUGGACUGCUGCAGCCGAAGUGGUGAAAGCGAAGCGUCAACCACUUGUUAUUACUAGCUGUGCAAAAGAUCAGUCCACUUUGAGGCAUCUUACUCGAAGGAUUCCACAGGCGAGGGAAUUCCCGGUCUGAGCAUUGUCUGGACCGUGGAAUGCACACAGCUGUGCCUUAGCCGAGGCUUUGUCCAGAUACUUCCACAUCUGUCCCGUUGAGCUCGCUGCGAUGAACCAUGAAACGGGCGGGCAGGAGACAUCAACAACGGAUUGCUCCAUAAGCAAAAAACAUGGCUUCACCUGGGCUGGCCUUCUGAGAACUUAAAAAUCAAGUGGCAGACACGAGCGUUUGUGAAAGAGGGCGAGAGAUGUGCUUUAAGCGAGGAUGGUAACAAGAGGUCCCCUGCAGUAGUGACAGCACCGUCUUGAAUCGCCCCCUGAGUUAGGAUAGGAGAAGGCAUGUGUGAAACGCAGACCCUGGUCAGGUGGCUGGCUCGGGAAGACGGCCAAAUGUGCAUCUCUCUGAGAAGGGCAUAGGACCACAACUUAGCCCCGGUCGGGGCGUUGGAGCCAGACCUGGGAGUAACAAACCAGCAUGAACAAGCUUUAAUCCAGAAACCCGCGAAUAAGCCCCCAAGCACCUCGUCCUAG